AACAAGUGAAAACCUAAUCCCUAAAACCACGUCGACGGAGAAAAUGGCACUCCCGUCGCCUUCCCUCCGACUUCUUCACCUGCACUCCGUCCGUGUCUUACCCCCAAAACGGAUGCGUUUUGCGUUCGACAAUGACCUUCGAUCUUCCUUCGCCGGAUAUUCAGCGGCUUCCCUCUCCGUCGUCGCAAAGUCUGCCGCCGGGACGAGGUCGAAGUCGAAGUCGAAAGGGGAAGCUCCUCCGCUCAUCGCUACCGUUUUGGAAGACGUAAUCGCAGAAGAUGAAGAGACUCUCGAAGAAGUUCAAGAAGAGCUGGAAACUGUCAACAUUGCCGAAGAUGUCACUCAAUUGAUUGGGAGAACGCCGAUGGUGUAUCUUAACAAAGUCACAGAUGGAUGUGUUGCGGACAUUGCUGCUAAGCUUGAAUCCAUGGAACCCUGUCGAAGCGUCAAGGACCGGAUCGGCCUGAGCAUGAUAACUGAGGCAGAAGAAACUGGAGCCAUCAGCCCUGGAAAGACCGUAAUAGUAGAACCAACAACUGGAAACACAGGGCUCGGGAUUGCUUUCGUGGCAGCAGCCAAGGGGUACAAGCUUAUAGUCACCAUGCCAUCUUCCAUAAAUGUUGAAAGAAGGAUACUUUUACGUGCACUUGGAGCGGACAUUGUACUGACAAAUCCUGAGAAAGGUGUGCGAGGGGCAGUGGAUAAGGCCAAAGAGAUUGUUCUUAAGACUAGGAAUGCGUAUAUGUUUCAGCAGUUUGACAAUCCGGCUAACACAAAGGUCCAUUUUGAGACGACAGGACCAGAAAUCUGGGAAGAUACGAUGGGUAAUGUGGAUAUGUUUGUUGCUGGAAUUGGUACUGGUGGUACAGUCACAGGCACUGGAGGUUUCUUAAAGAUGAUGAACAAGGAUAUUAAGGUAGUAGGCGUUGAACCGGCAGAUAGAAGUGUCAUUUCCGGGGAAAACCCAGGGUAUUUACCAGGAAUCUUGGAUGUCAAAGUACUCGAUGAAGUCUUCAAGGUAACCAACGAAGAAGCAAUUGAAAUGGCAAGGAGAUUAGCAUUGGAGGAAGGUUUGCUGGGAUUUCGUCUGGAGCGGCUGCAGUUGCAGCCAUCAAUUUGGCUAAAAGGGCUGAGAAUGCAGGGAAACUCAUCACUGUCGUAUUUCCGAGCUUUGGGGAGAGGUAUAUUCCGACAGCUCUUUUCAGUUCAAUACACAAAGAAGUUCAAGAAAUGGGACACUAGUAGUAUUAGCCCACAUGGGAUUCAUUAUUCACAUGCUCCGGAGAGUUCCCAACCAAGGAAAACGAACAACCCUCCACUCCAGACAGAGUGUUCAUCCAAACAUUGGCAAGAAGUUGACAUUGCAGAGUUCUACUCCGACAAAUCUGACCACUUGAUGAUGAGAGUUCAGAAACCUUCUUUUUGUAUCUUUAAGAAAUGUUUGUUAUCAUAAUAGUCAUUUCUUAGGAUAUAAUUUUUUUUAUGCAUAUUCCAAUUUGAUUUAAAAUAAUAAUAAUAUACCAUUGGUUUGA
This is a messenger RNA of Tarenaya hassleriana, 1532 nucleotides long. Its product is annotated as probable S-sulfocysteine synthase, chloroplastic. The record is from RefSeq and is a predicted model, not a curated record. The coding region runs from base 44 to 1453 and encodes 469 amino acids. Gene Ontology annotation, molecular function: cysteine synthase activity. Gene Ontology annotation, cellular component: cytoplasm. NCBI's taxonomy places the organism in Eukaryota, Viridiplantae, Streptophyta, Magnoliopsida, Brassicales, Cleomaceae. The transcript is spliced from 11 exons.